This is a messenger RNA of Sabethes cyaneus, 8314 nucleotides long. RefSeq lists its product as uncharacterized. Gene Ontology annotation, biological process: transmembrane transport. The transcript is spliced from 19 exons. Gene Ontology annotation, molecular function: ATP hydrolysis activity; ATP binding; ABC-type transporter activity. NCBI's taxonomy places the organism in Eukaryota, Metazoa, Arthropoda, Insecta, Diptera, Culicidae. The record is from RefSeq and is a predicted model, not a curated record. Gene Ontology annotation, cellular component: membrane.
AUGAAGGAAACGUCACAUAACAGCUGAUCUUAUAUUUUGAUUUGAUUAAUUCAAUCGAAAGAAAAGGAUUCGAUUAAUUGAUUAGUUAUGGUUUGGAGCCUUUUCUUAUACGCUGCUAGAAAGUUUCGAUGUUUUAACACAUCUUCAAAGAGCACUCAAUUUAUCUCACUCAGCAAAUAAAGUGGCAGCAUUCGGAAGCCGCGCUUAUCUAUUACAGUACCCUUGAGUUAGCAUACAGAAGCGGUUCGUCUCGUUAAAUACCACCGACAGAAUCUGAUCCCGACAUUACUCGCCGAACUGUUUAGGUUGAAUCUUAGGAAAGUGUGAAAUUAUGGAAGCUCCCAAGGUGAAGUUAUGUGAAAAUCCGCGCCAGGAUGCUGGCCUCCUGUCGGUACUGACCUUCUGGUGGACCGCCGAUAUGUUCAGAAAAGGAUCGUCGAGAACUCUCGGUUUGGCUGACCUUUACAAGCCAUUGGAGGAAGACCAUGCCGAUAGACUGGGAGAUCGAUUACAACUUGAAUGGGAAAAACAACUGCAACAAAACAAGAAGGAUCCCAAACAUAAACCAUCACUCGUGAGAGCAAUAUUUCGUACAUUCCGGGUGGAGUGGAUCUGGUUAUGCGUUCUGACAUUUUUUGGUGAAAUAGUAUUACGUAUCGGACAACCCAUCCUACUGGGAAGAUUACUAUUAUACUUUAGACGACAAGCCGAUAUCAGCUACGAACAUGCAAUCUACUAUGCACUGGGAAUGGUUCUUACGAAGGCCGGCAGCAUAGUCGUAGAAAAUCAAUAUGCGAUCUGUACUUGUUUGACAGGAGUAAGGACCCGAAUAGCGGUUUGUAGUUUGAUCUAUCGGAAAUCUUUGUGUCUCUCGAGGAACGCACUGGGUGACACAUCCCCCGGCAAAGUCGUCAACUUGCUGUCCAACGAUGUCAACCGGUUCGAUAUCGUGGCCUUUGUGAUCUGUUUCAUGUGGUCGGCUCCGCUGUUGACCGUUGUGGUGUUGAUUCUCCUAUGGUAUGAGGUCGGCUGGGCCGGACCUCUCGGAAUUUUGACCAUUUUUUCGAUUGCUCUAAUCCAAUCAUUCUUCAGCAAGCUAACGUCACGGUAUCGGUUGAGGACAGCGAUGCGAGCAGACGAUCGCAUUCGGUUGAUGGAUGAAAUCGCAGCAGGAAUUCAUGUGAUCAAAAUGUAUGCCUGGGAGAAGCCAUUUGCAGCACUGAUUUCACUGGCACGGAAAGCGGAAAUUAAGUUUGUUCUAAGAAGCGGCUUGAUUCGAGGGCUGUUUAUGACGUUCCAGCUGUUCACCACCAGAGCAGCAUUGUUUGCGACCAUGAUCGCUCUGUAUCUGAUGCAGGAGGAGAUAACGGCAGCCAAAGUUUUUGUGGUUGCGAGCUAUCUGAACAUUGUCGCUCAUACAAUGUCCGGAAUGUUCGUACGAGGUGUUGCCGAAAUAUCGGAGGGAUUGGUAGCAACUAAGAGGUUGCAACGAUUCUUAGAGUAUGAAGAAAUACAACAGGGAACACCGGUAGAGUUUCGCAAAACAAAGGAGGAACAAAAUGGUAAUGUUAUUGUUGAAUCUCCGGAAGUGGCGAUAUCUAUGCGUUCCGUAACCGCUCGUUGGGACCAGUCCCUGUCGCACGAUGGACAUCAUCCUGCGACACUAGAUGGUUUGGACAUUGACUUCCCCAGAGGAAAAUUAAUUGGAAUUGUAGGAGCAAUUGGUUCUGGUAAAUCUUCCAUCCUACAAGCCAUUCUGAAAGAGCUACCACUCGAGAGUGGGAAAAUUAUAUGCAAUGAAACGUUGUCCUACGUCAGCCAAGAACCUUGGCUGUUCGCUGGCAGUAUUAAACAUAAUAUCCUGUUCGGUGAAGAACUUGAUAGAAAACGAUACAAAUCUGUAGUGCGGGUGUGCGCUUUGGAGGCAGAUUUGGAGCAAUUUCCGAACGAUGAUGAUACGUUGGUUGGAGAGCGAGGCAUUUCCCUUUCGGGCGGACAAAAGGCGAGAGUUUGUUUGGCACGUGCAGUUUAUAGAAAAUCUGGCGUAUAUUUGUUGGAUGAUCCGUUAAGCGCCGUAGAUGCGCACGUGGCACGUCAUCUGUUCGAUUUGUGUAUCGGCAAAAAAGGCUUACUGGGCCGGCAAGGUUCCACUAGAAUUCUUGUGACACAUCAGGUACACUUUCUGAUUGAAUCUGAUUGGAUAAUUGUUAUGAACGAGGGAAAAGUGGAAGCCCAAGGAACUCCACAUGAUCUUAUGAAAAGAGGAAUAGACAUAUUUAACCGUAACGAUAAUGGUAAUUCGGAAGAUUACCCGGAAGAUGCUCACUUUGGUCGGCAAAUUUCUCAAAUGUCAAUAGCUUCAACUGCAUCCUCUGGCAGUGAUGUGAAUAAACAAUUCGAUGCUAACCAAAACGAGAGCAUGAUUGAGCAAUCGUUCGAAAAAUCUUCGGAGGAUACAACUAAUAGUUCUUUAUUCAUACACUACGCUGCUGGAGCGGGAAGUUGGGUGGUUUUGGUGGGUCUAGUAGUACUGUUUCUUAUUACUCAAUUGAUUGUGAGUUUCGCCGAUUAUUGGGUGUCCUUCUGGGUGUCCCAGGAGGAGCUGCGUGUAUUUAACGCCGAGCAGAAUGGAACCAUUGCAACCGCAGAACCACAGAAAAUUCCACUCAGUUCUGAGAUUUGUAUCUACGUACAGUGUUCAGUAGUGAUUGGAAUUUUCAUCAUUGGACUGGCGAGAACAAUCGGAUUUUACUGUUCCUGUGCUCGAGCCUCCCAAACGAUUCACGAUUGGUCAUUCAAGGGAUUCAUCUCAGCGACCAAGCGCUUCUACGAUACCAAUCCCUCCGGGAGGAUUCUGAAUCGCUUCUCAAAGGACCUAGGAGCUAUGGACGAAAUGCUUCCGAAAGCGAUUCUUGAUGCAACACAAGCUGUCCUGGCGAUCGUUGGAGCCACGCUAGUAAUUCUGGUUGUGCAGCCCUUCUUCUCGAUACCGGUUCUGGCGUUGUUAGUUGUGCUCUUAUACGCCAGAAAGAUUUACUUAAAAACUUCUCAGAACACACGUAGACUAGAAGGAAUAACACGAUCUCCGGUUUUUUCUCAUAUUUCGACAACUUUGAAUGGUCUACCAACAAUCCGAUCAUUUUGUGUGCAGAAAUUCCUCACCAGAGAGUUCGAUCUGCACCAAAACAUCAACACCGGGGCAUAUUUCAUGUUCCAUUGUGGUCGAAUAGCUUUCGGCAUGGUGCUGGACUUGAUUUUCUUCGCAUUUCUGGUCAUCGUAACGUUUACUUUUCUGUUGUUGGAUACGGAUGCACUCGGGGACAAGGUCGGUCUGGUGGUAACCCAGAUUACGUCCCUAGCGGGAAUGCUACAGUUCGGAGUGCGGCAAAGUGCUCAAAUGUUCAACCAUCUGAUCGCGGUUGAGCGAUUGCUGGAGUACAAAAAUUUACCAGCUGAAAAGCAACCCGCAGAGGACCCCAAGCAAAUUACGGCGAAAAAAUGGCCAUCGAUGGGAAGAAUUUGCUUUUCGAAUGUUUGCUACAAAUAUUAUGAAGAUGCUCCGUUGGUGCUUAAUGACUUAACGUUCGAAAUUAAACCGAAUGAAAAAAUUGGCAUUGUGGGUCGAACAGGAGCUGGAAAGUCAUCGAUUGUUGGAGCACUGUUUCGAACGGCAAUCGUCGAAGGUAAUAUAACCAUCGAUGAUAUAAAUACGUCGGAAAUUACUUUGGAAACGCUUAGAUCGAACAUUUCGAUCAUUCCACAAGAUCCAAUACUGUUCAGUGGAACGUUACGAAAAAAUCUUGAUCCAUUCGAUCGCUAUGCUGAUCUGGAACUAUGGAAGGCCUUGGAGUUGGUGGAGUUGAAAGACUUAGCAAAUGGACCACUGGGACUUCAAGUGUAUGUUGCCUGUGCCGGAUCAAACUUUAGCGUUGGUCAACGUCAGCUUUUAUGUUUGGCCAGAGCAAUUCUUCGAAAUAACCGAAUUCUUGUUCUUGAUGAAGCAACAGCAAACGUAGACCCCGAAACCGACCGCCUGAUACAGUUGACAAUCCGGGAACGAUUUGUUGAUUGUACUGUACUAACAAUUGCUCACCGACUAAACACCAUUAUGGAUUACAAUCGAGUUCUCGUUAUGAGCGAGGGAAGAGCGGUAGAGUUUGGAACACCUUACGAUUUGCUACAAAUACCCAGCGGAGUGUUCCGAGAUAUCGUCUUGGCAACCGGACCGGUUGAGUCGGAGAAUCUCAUCAAUAUGGCCACGAAACAUGUAAGGAGGUGUGAAAUUAUGGAAGCACCCAAAGUAAAGUUAUGUGAAAAUCCUCGCCAGGAUGCUGGUUUCUUCUCGGCACUGACCUUCUGGUGGACCGCCGACAUGUUCCGGAAGGGCUCAUCGAAAACGCUGGGUUUGUCGGACCUAUACAAACCACUGAAGGAGGACCAUGCCGACAGGCUGGGCGACCAGUUGCAAAUCCAAUGGGAAAAACAACUGGAACAAUGCCGCAAGGAUCCCGAACGUAGAGCGUCUCUUGUGAAGGCAAUAUUUCACGCCUUUCGGCUGGACUGGAUCAGGCUAUGUGUACUGACUUUUUUCGGAGAAAUUAUAUUGCGUAUUGCACAACCCAUAUUGCUGGGAAGAUUACUAUUAUAUUUUAGACGACAAGCAGAUAUCAGUUACGAGCAUGCAAUCUACUAUGCAGUUGGAAUGCUCCUAACGAAGGCCGGCAGCAUUAUUGUGGAGAAUCAAUAUCUGAUGCGCACUGGUUUGACGGGAAUAAGAACCCGAAUAGCUGUUUGCAGUUUGAUUUAUCGAAAAUCUUUGCGACUUUCGAGGAAUGCGCUGGGUGACACAUCGCCGGGCAAGGCCGUCAACCUGAUGUCCAACGAUGUCAGCCGGUUCGAUUUUGUGGCCUAUCUGGUUUGUUUCAUGUGGUCUGCCCCGUUGUUGACGAUCGUGGUGUUGGUUCUUCUGUGGUAUGAAGUCGGCUGGGCCGGACCUCUCGGAGUGUUGAUCAUUUUGGCGAUAGCUCUGAUUCAAUCCUUUUUCGGGAAGCUAACCUCACGGUAUCGCUUACGGACUGCAGCGCGUGCCGACGAUCGCAUUCGGCUGAUGGAUGAAAUCGUGGCCGGAAUUCAUGUGAUCAAAAUGUAUGCCUGGGAGAAACCCUUUGCUGCACUGAUUUCACUGGCACGGAAAGCGGAAAUUAAGUAUGUUCUAAAAAGCGGCUUAAUUCGUGGUCUGUUUAUGACGUUCCAGCUGUUCACCACCAGAGCAGCAUUGUUUGCAACCAUGAUCGCACUGUUUCUGAUGCAGGAGGACAUUACGGCAGCCAAAGUGUUUGUAGUGGCGAGCUAUCUAAACAUUGUCGCCUAUACAAUGUCCGGCAUGUUUGUACGCGGUGUUGCCGAAAUAUCGGAAGGAUUAGUAGCAACUAGGAGGUUGCAACGUUUCUUGGAAUAUGAGGAAGUACAGCAGGAAUUAACUGAAGAGCUGCACACAACUGUAAACGUCAAACGUCUAUAAGUUUGGUUUCCUAGGAUAAUAUUCCCCUACUUUCAGAUGAAGGAGCAACCACUUUCAAAGAUGGUAAUUUCUAUGCGAUCCGUAACCGCUCGUUGGGAGACGCCUCUGUCGCAUGAUGAACAUCAUCCUACCACGGCUUUAGCGUUUGCCGAACAUCAUCCUGCAACACUGGAUAGCUUGGACAUUGACUUUCCCAGGGGAAAACUAAUUGGAAUUGUAGGAGCAAUUGGUUCUGGUAAAUCUUCCAUUCUACAAGCCAUUCUGAAAGAGCUUCCGCUCGAGAGUGGGGAAAUAAUAUGCAAUGAAACAUUGUCCUACGUCAGCCAGGAACCGUGGCUGUUCGCUGGAAGUAUUAAACAGAAUAUUCUAUUUGGCGAAGAAUUUGAUAGGAAACGAUACAAAUCUGUAGUGCAAGUGUGCGCUUUGGAAGCAGAUUUGGAGCAAUUUCCGAACGGCGACAAAACGUUGGUUGGGGAGCGAGGCAUUUCCCUUUCGGGUGGCCAAAAGGCGAGAGUUUGUUUAGCACGAACCGUUUAUAGAAGAUCCGGUGUGUAUCUGUUGGAUGAUCCAUUAAGCGCCGUAGAUGCGCACGUAGCACGUCACCUCUUCGAUUUGUGUAUUGGCGCUAAAGGGUUUCUGGGCAGACAAGGUUCCACUAGAAUUCUUGUGACACAUCAGGUACACUUUCUGAUUGAAUCUGAUUGGAUAAUCGUUAUGAAUGAGGGAAAAGUGGAAGCUCAAGGAACUCCACAGGAUCUUAUGAAUAAAGGAAUAGAAAUGUUAAAUCUGAUUGAACGCGACGCGAUGGAAGAUUCUAUUGAAGAUACGCUUCUUGAUCGACGAGUUUCUCAAACAUCAAUAGCUUCGUCCUCUUCCGAUAGCAGUGAUGGGAAUAAAAAAGUUGACAACGACUUAAGUAAGAGCAACAAUGAACAAUUGUUUGAAAAAUCUUCCGAGGACACAGUCAAUGGCUCUUUAUUUAUGCAUUAUGCCUCUGGAGUCGGUAGUUGGGUGAUUUUGGUGGGCCUGCUUGUACUGUUUCUCGCUACCCAGUUGAUUGUAAGUUUUGCCGAUUACUGGGUGUCUUUCUGGGUGUCCCAGGAAGAGUUACGUGAAUUCACAACCGAGCGGAAUGGAACCAAAGUUGCUGCAGAACCACGCAGAACUCCACUCAGUUCUGAGAUAUGCAUUUAUGUACAGUCUUCUGCUGUAAUUGGUAUCUUCAUUAUCGGACUGGCGAGAGCAAUCGGAUUCUACUGUUCCUGUGCCCGGGCCUCCCAAACGAUUCACGACUGGUCAUUCAACGGAUUCAUCUCAGCGACCAAGCGCUUCUACGAUACCAAUCCUUCCGGUAGGAUUCUAAAUCGCUUCUCAAAGGAGCUAGGAUCUAUGGACGAGCUGCUUCCGAAAGGGAUUCUAGAUGCAUCACAAGCUAUACUAGCGAUCGCUGGUGCUAUGCUCGUAAUUCUUGUUGUUCAGCCUUUCUUUUUGAUACCCAUUUUGGGGUUGUUAGUCGUGCUUCUGUACACCAGAAGGAUUUAUUUAGAAACUUCCCAGAACACACGUAGACUAGAAGGAAUAACACGUUCUCCAGUAUUUUCUCAUAUUUCUACAACCUUAAAUGGUCUACCAACAAUCCGAUCAUUUCGGGUGCAAAAAUUUCUCAUCGAAGAGUUUGAUCUACACCAAAACAUUAACACCGGGGCAUAUUUUAUGUUUCACUGUAGUGCAGUAGCUUUCGGCAUGGUGCUGGACUUGAUUUUCUUCGUAUUUCUGGUCAUCGUUACGUUUACUUUUCUGCUGUUGGAUACGAAUGCACUCGGGGACAAAGUAGGUUUGGUGAUAACCCAGAUUAUGUCCCUAGCUGGAAUGCUACAGUUCGGAGUGCGACAAAGUGCACAGGUGUUCAACUAUCUGAUUGCUGUAGAGCGAUUGUUGGAGUAUAAAAAUUUACCAGCCGAAAAACAACCACCGGAGGACCCAAAACAAAUCAAAACGAAACAAUGGCCAUCGAUGGGAAGUAUAUGCUUUUCGAAUGUUGGCUACAAAUAUUAUGAAGAUGCUCCGCUGGUGCUUCAUGACUUAACGUUCGAAAUUAAACCAAAUGAAAAGAUUGGCAUUGUGGGUCGAACAGGAGCUGGAAAGUCAUCGAUUGUUGGAGCCCUUUUUCGAACGGCAAUCGUUGAGGGUAAUAUCACGAUCGAUGAUGUAGACACAUCGGAAAUUACUUUGGAAACGCUAAGAUCGAACAUUUCGAUCAUACCACAAGAUCCAAUACUGUUCAGUGGAACGUUACGGAGAAAUCUUGAUCCAUUCGAUCGUUAUAGUGAUCUGGAACUGUGGAAGGCUUUAGAGUUGGUGGAGUUGAAAGACUUAGCCAACGGACCACUAGGUCUUCAAGCGUAUGUUGCUUGCUCCGGUUCAAACUUUAGCGUCGGGGAACGUCAGCUAUUAUGUCUAGCCAGAGCAAUUCUUCGAAAUAACCGAAUUCUUGUUCUCGACGAAGCAACCGCUAAUGUAGAUCCCGAAACCGACCGUCUAAUACAGGUGACAAUCCGGGAACGAUUUGCCGACUGUACCGUACUAACAAUUGCUCAUCGAUUGAACACCAUCAUGGAUUACAAUCGAGUUUUGGUUAUGAGCGAUGGGAGAGCCGUAGAAUUUGGAACUCCUAACGAUUUACUGCAAUCUCCUGGUGGAAUUUUCAGGGAUAUCGUAUUAGCAACCGGACCGGCUGAGUCGGAAAAUCUCAUAAAUAUGGCCAAGAAACACGGCAAUCAAUCUUAGAGCAGA